AUGGAAGUACCAUUGCAAGAAGUCAAUGCCGGCAAGGCUCUCAAAGCCCGUGCAUCCGGUAACAAUAAUUGUGAAGUUGCUGAGGCGGAUCAUCCAUUAUUGCCCGUUCCUACUACAACCACUACAGCUCAUAAUAGAUUCUUCGCCAAUAAUAAUAAUAAUGAAAACACCAUGUUGGCAGAAGAAAAACGAAAUAUUGCUUAUCCAAAAAAGCGUAGUAAAACAGUGGGUCAGACCAAAAAAGCUCCACCAUCCGCUGUAGAGGACACCAGCAAUGAGCAGCAGCAGCACCAGAAGAUGAUCCACAAAGAGAAACAAACAGUGCAUACCGCCAAAACUGGAGAGGUCAGUAGUGCCCUCUUAUUGGCACAAGAAAAACGACACAUUGCUUUUCCAAAAAGUGCAGGGCCAUCCAAUACUAAUAAGAGCAGAGCUAUUAUUACCGGCAAGCAAGGUGGCGUUGUGGAGGCAGAUCAUCCGUUGCCCGUGUCUACGACCACUACUGGUGCCACUACUACAGCUCAUCAUAAAGUCGAAAGUGCCAUGUUGGCAGCAGAAAAACGAAACAUUGCAUAUCCCAAACAGAGCAAUAAAUCAGUCAACCAGACCGACGUUCCACCUGCCGGCAACACCAAUGAGCAGCAGCAGCCGAUCCACGGAGAGACACAACCAAUGGAAGUCAAUAGUACUGCCGCCAAAACUGGAAAUGUCAGUGCUCUUUUGGCACAUGAAAAGCGACACGUUGCAUAUCCAAGAAUUAGUGGGCCGUCUGCAGCACUUUCUGGUAAAUCUGCAGAUGGUGGUGGCUAUGGCAUUCUUCUUUCUAAUGUUACAGAAGUUGUUGUUGACCAAGCCACCACUCCCACGGACAACAACAACAAUAGUGGAUUAUUGGCUGUAGCCACCCAAGUAGAAGAAGAACACAAAGAACCUACACAGAUUGCUAGUAGACCAGCUGCUGCUAGACCUGACAAAGCUUCGGAAGACAAUGGAGCUCCUUCACCAUCUCUGCUUAUCCUUGUUCUCAUUGUCAGCCUUUUCAGUAUUGGAAUUGUUGUUGGUUGCAUCUGUGGGGCUGGUCUCUGCAGCAACAAGGAAGGUGAUGUGGGGACUCAGGCUCCCACUUCCUUUCGGUAUUUUAUUUUGGAGGACAUUCAAAACAGAAUUGACGAUGCUUUUGGACCUGACUAUUUUCCCAAAAAUGACGAGACAGAACCCACCCAGCCAAAGUUCAAGGCGCUUUAUUGGAUCGUGUUUGAGGAUCCUCUGCAGCUCAACGCAGAUGCCAACAAUCUUCUACAGAGGUUCAUCUUGUCAUUAACAUACUUUGAAACAUCCCGGGAAAGCAAUUGGCUUGAUUGUGGGCCAUCUACAACUACUACAAAUGAUGAAUCCUGUAGGAUUCACUACUUUAAUUCGGAAUCAUGGGGAAGUAGGUGGCUUGCUGGUGUUCAUGAAUGUCAAUGGGGAGGAAUUUUUUGCGACGGAGAGAAGUACAUUACUGAGUUGCAGCUUCGGGGCAAUGGAUUGAACGGCCCUCUGCCCACAGAACUUGCCAGUCUUACAGCCCUGGAAUUAAUAAACUUUGAGGGGAACCAACUGACAGGAAGUAUUCCUGUGGAAUUGUUUCGAAACAAGCUCUCCUCAUUACAAUUUGCAAACAAUUCACUAACGGGGACAGUGCCCACAGAAGUUGGACUCUUUGAUGGGUCUUCUCUUGAUUUUGCUUCAAACAGCUUGUCUGGUUCCAUCCCUACGGAGCUUUUUCAGGCUAGAACAGGAAACCGCCUUUAUAUCGUUUUUGAUGACAACGAGCUUACAGGAACUUUACCCACUGAAAUUGGAGCAUUGCAUGGACGUAAUCGAGUCGACCUCCAUUUGCAAGGGAAUCCUUUACACGGAACCAUCCCAUCAGAAAUAGGACUUUUGAGAGGCAAAAUCGGAGACCUUGAUAUGAGUUGGACCAAUAUGGAUGGCUCCCUACCAGAGGAAUUCUUUACAAAGUGUACCAACUUAGUUUCUCUAAAGGCCUCCAACUCUGGUUUGACGGGGACAAUCAGCAGUGGACUGCAGCGUUUGACAAAGCUACAAAAUUUUGAUAUUUCCAACAACAAAUUCCAUGGGACCAUCCCAGCACAGCUUUCUGCUCUGACAAGGCUACAACGUUUUAUUCUGACUGUUUGCCAAGGGAUGGCACUGGCAAUACCAUGA
Molecule: messenger RNA, 2211 nt
Organism: Seminavis robusta
Lineage: Eukaryota; Bacillariophyta; Bacillariophyceae; Naviculales; Naviculaceae
Source: the annotation of a GenBank genome assembly